Messenger RNA from Armigeres subalbatus, 1772 nucleotides. It is a transcript of the gene Apt1, whose product is annotated as acyl-protein thioesterase 1. The transcript has 6 exons. NCBI's taxonomy places the organism in Eukaryota, Metazoa, Arthropoda, Insecta, Diptera, Culicidae. The record is from RefSeq and is a predicted model, not a curated record. Gene Ontology annotation, molecular function: carboxylic ester hydrolase activity; palmitoyl-(protein) hydrolase activity. The coding region runs from base 238 to 897 and encodes 219 amino acids. Gene Ontology annotation, cellular component: cytoplasm. Gene Ontology annotation, biological process: protein depalmitoylation.
UUCCAUCAAAACGAACGCCUGGUAGUGUGAAAAAUUAAAACGAGCUGAUGUAGAGUGUUUGUGGUGAAAAGUGCAGUGACUGAGUGUUUAAGAUUAGAAAAUCAACUAUUUUCUCGCUAAUUUACCAGUAGAGAUUUACAAGCCAAUCCUCAGCGGUUGAGAAGAUUGUUACGGUUAAAGUUGGUAUUAAAAGUUAUAGAAGAAAGUUGCAAUUUGCUGUAAUUUCUAAGAAGAACAAUGGCAGUAGCUCCAGUAAUCAUUCAAUCGGCCGCAAAGCACACAUCUACGCUAAUCUUCUUACAUGGAUUGGGCGACACCGGCCAUGGGUGGGCCACAUCUAUGGGCAUGAUUCGAACACCGGACAUGAAGGUAAUUUGCCCUACAGCACCCAAGAUGCCGGUAACACUGAACGCUGGAUUCUGCAUGCCGUCUUGGUUUGAUUUGAAAACGCUUGACAUUGGUGGUCCCGAGGAUGAAGAUGGUAUCAAAAAUGCAACCAAGAAUGUGCAUGAACUGAUUCGGAGCGAAAUUCAGGGAGGAAUUUCCGCCAAUCGAAUAAUGUUGGGAGGGUUUUCGCAAGGAGGUGCCCUUGCAUUGUACGCAGCAUUGACUUUCACAGAACCUUUGGCUGGAGUAAUGGCGUUGUCGUGCUGGUUGCCAAUGCACAAAAGUUUUCCUGGGUCUCUGAAAUGCCCAAACACAGUGCCGGUUCUCCAAUGCCACGGGGAUUGCGAUCCGGUGGUGCCAUACAAAUUUGGUCAAUUAUCAUCGAGUGUGUUAAAAACAUUUAUGAAAAACUCGCAGUUCCAGUCGUACAGAGGUCUGUCGCAUACAUCAUCUGAAGCCGAAUUAGAAGAUAUGAAGAAAUUCAUUGAGAAAUACGUCCGACGUCAGUGAAUGGACAGUUCACAUUCAUUCGUAAGUCAUGUGUAAAUUUUAACUGUAAUUUAAAGCAGCGUAUUUUUCUAACUUAUUUCAAAAUGAGCAAAAACUAAAAACAUCAAAUAUUGCAAUUACGAAGCAACUUAACUAGUUUAGUCAAACUGAGUCAAUCAGAGCGAUAUUUUUCCAGAAAAAUGUAAUAAUCACUUAUUAGAGUCGACAACACUAAAGACGACACCGACACAUGUUAAAAUAUAAAUUAGUAACCCCUCAAAAUCGCAUUAUAAAAUUGUUGUGGUUAUUUAAACACAUCUGCGACAAUGGCAACUAUAAGCAAAACAAUAAGUAUUCCCAUCAAACAUAUAUGAAAUUAUCUAGAUUGAGAUUGACCUUGCGCCAGCAAGCUAUUAUUAAUUAGUAGUGAUAAAUUUCCUCACUUUUUUCAAUCGAGUAUAAAAUUGUGUCAACCAGUUCAAAUAUUAAUCAAGCGCUCAUCAGAUUGUUAAUUUCGAAGCAAUCCAUUCUCUUCACUUCACUACCUCUGCUCUACAUAGACGAAAAAAGUAUAGAAAAAAUGUCGUCAGCAAUCAGUUUUUACAGUCCCUAAUUUGUAAUGUAAGUUGCAGUUGCAACCUGAUGCAACCAAGCAAAAUCAGAACAAAAAAAAACGAAAAUAAAUUUUACAUGCCUAGGUGUGACACAAUAGCGAAAGACACAUUUUUGCUUUGUUAUCAAAAGUUAGCAGCCGUCGAUUCUAAUUAGUAGAAAAUAAACCUAUCAGUAGAACACCGAAUGGACGAAACGUGGCCGUACUGUAAAGGAUACUAGCGGAAUGGUGGGGGCAAACCCCAGGAGAUUGAAUAUAUUUUAGUUUAAUUAAAUGAGCAAAA